This is a messenger RNA of Abrus precatorius (Indian licorice), 2470 nucleotides long. Its product is annotated as sulfhydryl oxidase 2. The transcript has 12 exons. The record is from RefSeq and is a predicted model, not a curated record. NCBI's taxonomy places the organism in Eukaryota, Viridiplantae, Streptophyta, Magnoliopsida, Fabales, Fabaceae. Bases 363 to 1916 code for a protein of 517 amino acids. Gene Ontology annotation, biological process: protein folding. Gene Ontology annotation, cellular component: Golgi membrane. Gene Ontology annotation, molecular function: flavin-dependent sulfhydryl oxidase activity; protein disulfide isomerase activity.
AAACAACGAAGGUGAAAGGGGAAAGAAGGAGAGUUUGAAAAAGGUUUGAUGGUGAGAGAGGUGCUUCCGCCAUCUCCGAUCCGAAGCAAUGUUUAUGCAAACGUAAUUCUCACACUUUUCUUUUCUGGUUCACCUUUCCCUUCCCAACAACACUUUCAUCAACCCAUCUAAUCCAAUCCCACAAACACAACUACUUACAACUAAACCUAUCACAGACACAAUAAUAAUAAUAAUAAUAAUUUUAUUUUAAAAAAACUAACAGAUCGAUUUCUUUCUCCACCCCAUCUUCAAAAAUCUCACCUUUCUUCAAUUUUGGGUAAUAACCCUCAAAACCCUAACCCUAUUUCCCCUGUGAUCUUUCCAUGGCUGAGAUGUAUUUGCAUUUGGGUGUGUUUCUGUGCGUGCUUUUUGUGUGCUGCUCUGCCACUUCACAUUCUUCCUUCGGGUCGCGUCGUUCGAUACUUCGAGAGGUCAACGACAAUGGUAAAAACGGCGGUGAUCAUCCUGAUUAUGCUGUUGAGCUUAAUGCCACCAAUUUCGAUGCUGUUCUGAAGGAUACCCCUGCUACUUUCGCUGUCGUUGAAUUCUUUGCUCAUUGGUGCCCUGCAUGCAGGAAUUAUAAGCCUCACUAUGAAAAGGUUGCAAGGUUAUUUAAUGGACCUGAUUCAGUGCAUCCAGGAAUCAUAUUAAUGACAAGGGUAGACUGUGCAUCAAAGAUAAAUACUAAGCUCUGUGAUAAGUUUUCUGUCGGACAUUAUCCUAUGCUCUUUUGGGGCCCUCCUACAAAAUUUGUUGGUAGUAGAUGGGAACCUAAACAAGAGAAAACUGAUAUCCGUGUGAUUGAUGAUGCACGCACAGCUGACCGGUUGCUUAAUUGGAUUAACAAACAAAUGAGCAGUUCAUUUGGCCUGGAUGAUCAGAAAUUUCAAAAUGAGCAUCUUUCAUCCAAUGUAUCAGAUCCUGGACAGAUUGCAAGAGCUAUCUAUGAUGUUGAAGAGGCAACUUCUACAGCUUUUGACAUCAUUUUAGAGCACAAGAUGAUAAAACCAGGAACUCGUGUUUCACUUAUAAAGUUUCUUCAGCUUUUGGCAGCUCAUCAUCCUUCUAGGAGAUGCCGGAAGGGUACCGCUGAACUUCUUGUCAGCUUUGAUGACUUGUACCCAACAGAUUUUUGGUCAAGUAAUAAUCAGGAAGAUGAAAAAAGUUCAGUUAGGAACUUAAAGAUUUGUGGAAAAGAUGUGCCUCGUGGAUACUGGAUGUUUUGUCGUGGCAGUAAGAACGAUACCAGAGGCUUUAGUUGUGGUUUAUGGGUGCUUCUGCAUUCACUCUCCGUCAGGAUUGAAGAUGGAGAGAGUCAGUUUACAUUUAAUGCAAUAUGUGAUUUUGUUAACAACUUCUUCAUCUGUGAGGAAUGUCGACAACACUUUUACAAGAUGUGUUCAAGUGUUUCUAGUCCUUUCAACAAAGCCCGUGACUUUGCUAUCUGGUUGUGGAGUACACAUAACACGGUUAACGAAAGGUUGAUGAAAGAAGAAGCAUCACUGGGUACUGGUGAUCCCAAAUUCCCAAAGAUAAUUUGGCCACCAAAGAAGCUUUGCCCUUCCUGUUACCUAAGCCUUGACCAGAGGAACAACAAAAUUGAAUGGAACCGAGAUGAGGUCUUCAAGUUUUUGACUGAUUACUAUGGAAAAACGCUUACUUCUCUGUACAAGGACAGGAAUAUUGUUGGAAAUGACGGAAGUGAAGGAGCUGCUGAAGAUCUAAUAGUAGCAACUCAUGCAAUUGUGGUGCCUGUAGGAGCUGCAUUGGCUAUUGCUAUUGCUAGCUGUGGUUUUGGAGCACUUGCUUGCUACUGGCGUUCACAGCAAAAGAGUCGGAAGUAUUUUCACCACCUACACUCUUUAAAGAACAUUUGAUAAUUAGGAGGGCCAAAGAGAACGUGGAAGUAGGAAUGGUAGACAAGUGCACUGAAACGCAUAUAAGGUGCAUGCAUAGCAGCUUUCAUAGGGAUCCAAUUUAUUAUCUCACUCCAAAGAGCCUUGCCAAGUUCCUUUUUGAAUCUAUUCUUCCUUAAUAGAAUGUACAGAAUACAAUUCUUACUCUUGGAGAUCAUUACUGAUCUGUGCUAUUUUCUUUCACUUACUUUUUGGCGUUGAGCUCAAAUAUACUACUCUACAGGCUACAGCCUAGAAAAUUUGGGGGAAAGGAGCACAUGACGUAACAUUUUUGCUAUGUAAUUUGGGGUUAUUUUUUUUAUUGUCAAAUUAAGUGUAUAAACUAUAAGCAUGAAUUACAUUAUUGUCUGGUUUACUUUUAGUAAGCAGUUGAACAAAAACACGAGUCUCAAAUAGAUUUUCAUUUGAUGAGAAAGAAUAUGUUAAAAACAUUUGUAGGUCUUUGCUAUGUAAUUUGGGGUUCGAUUGAAUUUUCUAACAGGUUCAUGCGAUAUAAUUGAAUAUUUUAAUAGUUU